CUCUCCUCUCCAAGAUGGCGGCGGGCGGCGGCGCGGAGGCGGGAUCCGGCCGAGCGGAGUGAAGACCUGGUCCUGUAGACGGAAAGGAGCCUGGACACAGUGACACAUUCUCAAAGGCCCUGCAGGAUCACCAUGGCUUAUGAUGACGCUGUGAAGAAAGAAGAUUGCUUUGAUGGUGAUCACAGCUUUGAGGACAUAGGACUAGCAGCUGGCCGAAGCCAACGAGAAAAGAAACGUUCUUACAAAGAUUUUUUAAGAGAAGAGGAAGAAAUCGCUGCUCAGGUCAGGAAUUCUUCCAAGAAGAAGUUAAAGGAUAGUGAACUUUACUUCUUGGGGACGGACACGCACAAGAAGAAGAGGAAGCACUCCUCUGAUGAUUACUACUAUGGAGGACAGUGGUUCUUGUUCUGAGUGCCGAUAAACCAGUGUGAAGGAGGAGAGAGGUGGAGGGCUGGUAUUUUGGAGGAUUCAGCAUAGAAGAACAGUCUUCAUUUGUGAUACACCAGAUAUUUCGUCUUUGGAAUCGUCACAGAAGAAAAAGAAAAGGUCCAGCCCACAAGCUGCUGAUACAGCUAUGGACCUGUUGAAAGCUAUCACUUCCCCCCUGGCAACAGGCUCCAAGCCCUCCAAAAAGACGGGAGAAAAGUCCUCUAGUUCUUCAAGCCAUUCAGAGAGUAGAAAGGAACACCACAGGAAGAAAGUAAGUGGAAGCAGUGGGGAACUAUCCCUGGAGGACAGUGGUUCCCACAAAUCCAAAAAAAUGAAACCGCUCUAUGUGAACACUGAGACACUGACCCUUCGUGAGCCAGAUGGUUUAAAGAUGAAACUUAUUCUCUCACCAAAGGAGAAGGGAAACAGUUCAGUUGAUGAGGAGUCUUUUCAGUACCCCUCUCAGCAAGCAACUGCAAAAAAGUCCUCUAAGAAAUCAGCUCGGGAUGAGCAAGGUGCUUUACUCCUAGGACACGAGUUACAGAGCUUUCUGAAAACAGCCCGGAAGAAGCACAAGUCAUCCUCAGACCCACAUUCGUCUCCUGGCCCUGAAGGCUGUGCGUCAGAUACCUCCCAGUUCCCAGAAUCCCACAGUGCUAACCUGGAUCUUUCAGUGCUUGAACCUAUCCUAGUAGAAUCAGACUCAUCCUCUGGAGGGGAGCUAGAGGCUGGCGAGUUGGUGAUAGAUGAUUCUUACCGGGAAAUCAAAAAGAAAAAGAAGUCAAAGAAGAGCAAAAAGAAGAAGGACAAGGAGAAGCAUAAAGAGAAACGCCACUCCAAGUCCAAGAGAAGUUCAGGACUUUCUGCUGCAGCAGUGGGAGAGAUCACAAUGACACCUGGCCCUCCUCCCAGCAUCCCCUACCCUGGAGCAGCUGCCACUCCCCCGCCGCUUCCUGGCCUCCACACAGAUGGGCAUAGUGAGAAAAAAAAGAAAAAAGAGGAGAAGGAUAAAGAGAGAGAAAGAGGAGAAAAGCCAAAAAAGAAGAACAUGUCAGCCUACCAGGUGUUCUGUAAAGAGUACCGUGUGACCAUUGUGGCCGACCACCCCGGCAUAGAUUUUGGGGAACUUAGUAAAAAGCUGGCUGAGGUGUGGAAGCAACUGCCAGAAAAGGACAAACUGAUUUGGAAGCAAAAAGCUCAGUAUUUGCAACACAAACAGAACAAAGCAGAAGCUACAACGGUGAAAAGAAAAGCAUCCAGCUCAGAAGGCUCCAUGAAAGUAAAAGCUUGCUCGGUAGGGGUGCUGUCACCCCAAAAGAAGUCCCCGCCCACCACCAUGUUAUUACCUGCCUCACCGGCCAAAGCCCCUGAGACAGAGCCCAUUGAUGUUGCUGCUCAUCUGCAGUUGUUGGGAGAGUCCCUCAGCCUCAUCGGACACCGCCUGCAGGAAACAGAGGGCAUGGUGGCUGUGUCCGGCAGCUUGUCAGUGCUUCUGGAUUCCAUCAUCUGUGCGCUCGGCCCCUUGGCAUGUCUGACCACACAACUACCUGAACUGAAUGGCUGUCCCAAACAGGUCUUGUCAAAUACACUAGACAACAUUGCUUACAUCAUGCCUGGACUGUGACAGCAGAGAAUCCUGGGACAGAAACCUUAUCCUACCCCGUUGCUGGUUUGUGUAUAUAUGACCGUUCCAGAUCCCUUCACUGGCCACUGGGUGUAGGUUUUAAAUUUUUAUAUACAUAUACAUAAAGUAUAUAUAUAUAUACAUAUAUAUAUAAUGUACAAUAUAUAGAUAGGGCUGUAACUACUUCGCUUUUAAUAAUUUUAUGAAAUGGCAAAGGUUUAGCCAAGAGGAAACCUUGGCAUGAAUAUGGGCUUGGUAUUCUUUUUUCUCCUGUGGUGGACAAAUCUGCCUUAAAAAUCAAUGAAACCUGGGGGCUGGGGGCUUGUUCUGGGUGCCAAGUGCAUCUCUUUAUGGACAGCUAAAAUGUGAUUUUUUUCCCCAAGCUCAGUUGUACCUCCAGACCCAUCACUGACCAUUUGCCUUACCUGUCUCACAGUCCGAAGUGUAACAGGACAGAUUAUGGGAAGAUGCCAGUUGGCUGAAAGUGCAAAAAGCCUUUCACCUUGAAGUGUCUUAGGUGGGAGGUGAUCUAAUCGUUCCCAUCUGACAGUUCCUGCGGUGGCGUAGGUGAGCCUAGUAGGGAGUUCAUUCCAGUUCCUGCUAUACAGGUGUCCACGUCUCAGAAUGUGUCGUAAUCAUUGGCAGCCUCAGCAAGGGCCGAGGAGUUUUGUGAGUCCCGGCAGCAUGAACACCUUGAGAAGGGUCCAGCUGUCAGUGCCACCAGGUGAACCGCGUACAUUGUGAGCUGAUCCAGAAUCUCUGGCCUGCAGAACGAAGAGCUGGCAUCUUCCAUUGGCUCAGCCCCAAGUCCUCCCAGGUUCUGCUUAGUUGCUUGGUGGCUGUAAAGAUGAACUGUGCCCCGUGGGAUUUUUGGGUUCAUCUUAUUGGCUCCCCUGGUGGGCAAAUACAGUGUUCUGCAUUCCACACAUAAGUGAAUUGCAAAAAAGUAACUGAUUCUCAUGUAGGUUUAUUUAUGUGCGCGUGUGAAUAUGUUUUAAUUAUGUGUAUUUAACUCUUUAAAAUCUCUUAGAUUUUAAUUUAUCCUGUAAAUUUCUGUAUAUAUAAUUUAAUAACAAAAGCCUCCACCAGCAACAGCAUGUGGAAGUUACAGAUUUGUUAUUUCUCCCUCCCUUCCUUCCUCUGACCUCCUCUGAAAACUCGAAAUCAUCUACAUUUUAAGGUAUUGUGCCUCACAAAGGAAUCAUUAUGUCAGGAUUCUAAUUCUUUAUAGUUCAAUAAUGUCAAGAAAGUAAAUAAAAAGGAAUGUUUCCAUUCCCAGCUGCCCUUAUUUCCAAAGAACCAGACUGUUGUUUCCUAGUUCCAAAGAAGACAGUUGAGCACUUCAGGGUUGUUUUUAAACGUGUGCGAUCCCUGCCCAACGCCAGCUCUGAGGUACCUGCCUUCUUCCCAGGCUAGAUGGAGCUCCCGGCGUCCAAGUGGAGGCUGAGGACAGUGCAGCCAGCGAGUCCUGUUUAAUGCCUUCCCUUCUCCCACCAGUGUGGUCACGGGGCUGUUUCUUAGAAGGUAUUCUGGCUGCUGAAUGCCUUUCUCAGCUCGGAGCAGUUUUGAGAUGUAAUUGGGGAAGCAGAAGGAAACGGGAAUAGUUGGGAACCAAAAUCAAGAACAGAAAUCUUGUUUUGAUUUUGUGUGUUAGAACCUGUACCAUGCCUCAUCUGUACCCAUGCAAGUUUCCUGUUUGACACAGGGUAUCAAGGAGGGAGGGGUCUUGAAGACACGGCUUAGUACCGAAAGGAGUCAGUCCUACCAUUGUCAUGUGUACACAUUAAUGAAAUCCUGAUGAGGACCUGCUUUUUGUUUGUUUUCCUUUCAAAUCCAGUCCUGUUGUAUUUGUAUUUAAAAUUUGUACACAUUUGUAUAAUAACCUGUACCUGUGGUAUUUGGUACUAUUAGAGGGAAAACUUUGGAUUCAGACCUUCUUGCAGUUUUUAUAUCAUUGUUUUAUUUUGUUUUUAAAAUAAAUCCUAGUGGUUUGAUCCAAAUUCUAUUACAGUUGUAUAAAGAAAUAAAAAUUUUGUACUUAUAUUAUUAAAAAUCACAUUUUUAAUAUUUAUA
Messenger RNA from Molossus molossus (Pallas's mastiff bat), 4126 nucleotides. It is a transcript of the gene HMGXB4, whose product is annotated as HMG-box containing 4. Lineage: Eukaryota; Metazoa; Chordata; Mammalia; Chiroptera; Molossidae. The transcript has 12 exons. Bases 575 to 2053 code for a protein of 492 amino acids. The record is from RefSeq and is a predicted model, not a curated record.